Messenger RNA from Plasmodium vinckei vinckei, 2307 nucleotides. RefSeq names its product conserved Plasmodium protein, unknown function. The transcript has a single exon. NCBI's taxonomy places the organism in Eukaryota, Apicomplexa, Aconoidasida, Haemosporida, Plasmodiidae. The record is from RefSeq and is a predicted model, not a curated record. The coding region runs from base 1 to 2307 and encodes 768 amino acids.
AUGAAUAAAAAAUUAAGUUCAUUGAGCUUAGAAGAUGGUAAAACUCAAUAUAUUAGAAGAAGACAAAAAGAUAGUAUUACAUUUGAACAAAAUGAUUUAGAUCCAAAUAGAAACAAUGAUUAUUUAAUUAAUAAUAAUAUGUUAAUACCAGAAAAAUUAAUAAAUGAUCAACCUCCAAAAAAAAGAGGUCGAAAACGAAAAAAUUUUAAUUUAUUAAAUCCAAAUAUACCUUUAAGAAGUAAUAAUAUCAAAAUUGAUAGAAUAUGUGAAUAUUUAUCUUAUAAUACAAAUACAAUCUGGAAAUAUAUGGGUUCAACUGUAAAAUUUCGAUUAAUAAAUGAUCAACAAGAAAAAUAUAUUUUUUUAAAGAAUAUGAAAAAACACAUUAUAUUUGAAAUUAUUAAAAUAGCAAUGUUUGCAUUACUAAAAAUUAAUAUAAAUGAUAAUAAUAUUUAUGCACUAAAUGAUAUAGCUAAUAAAAAAAAUGAUAAUAAUAAAAUUUGCAAAAAUGAAAACGUUAUUAUUGAUUCAAUUGAAGAAAAUGAUAAUAAAGUAAUUCAAAAUAAAAAUAAUAACAACGAUUGUAAUAAUAAUAAAAAUAAUAUAAAUAGGGAAUCUCCUGAAACAUCUGUGUCUGAUAUUCCCAAGAUCUACAUCAAUAAUGUUUCGAAUAAUCCCAGAAAAAAUAGCACAGGCAGUAAUGAAAAUAACAUCGAGAAUAGUGAUGAGCAAAUAGUGAGAAGUAAUAGUGUUGAGAAUAUUGUGAUGGCUUUUGGAGAUAUAAAUUAUAAUAAUUCUAAACAAGAAAUAAUUAACAGAUUGGAGGACAAAAAUGAUAUAUUAAAUCAAGGUGUAACAGUAUCGGAAAUCCUUGAUUUUGUAAAAGAAAAAUAUGAAAAGUAUUAUGAAAAUGUUAAACAAUAUAUUGUAACAACAUUGAAUAUUUAUUGUGCUUUAAAUAUGUUUAAAUUAAUUAGAAGAGGCAGAUAUACUAUUUGUAAAUAUGUUAAUUUUAAUAUAUUUAAAAUCAAAUAUUUCAAAAAAUAUUAUAAAUUCUUUUAUACAUUAAAGGGUGAAGAAGAAGUAUUGACGAACGUCAAAAAUUAUUUAAAAUCAUUUUAUUACGAUAAAACGAAAAGUGAACUUAUCGGAAAUUCAGGCAAUUCCAGAUCAAGGGCAAAUUCUUGUAAUAAAAAUUCAAAUGAAAUUAAUUGGAAUGGCCAAGUACCUAUUAAAAAAACACGAAAAAGACGAACUAAAAGUCAGAUAUUAGCUAAUAAUGAAAUUCCAUUAAAAAAGGAAUCUAUUGAUCAAAGUACUACUUUAAUUGAUUCAAAAGAAUCGGUUCAAAAUGUUAAAGAAGAGGCACCUUCAGGUGAUACUAUCCCUGUUCCAGACUCUAUCGAUACAAAAAAGGAAAUUCAAAUUAAUGAAAAUAUAAAUAACGCUACCCCUAUUAUCAACGAAGACCCUACAGGGCCCAUCAAAAAUACGAAUACAGUUGAAGCGGAUUCUGCAAAUCAACCACAAGUAACAAAUGAAAAUGAUAUAACCAAAGAAGCCUGUGGGGAAAAGGAAGAAAAGGAAGUAAAGGUGCCUAAAAAAACUCGAGCAACAAGAGGAUCCAGAAACUCUAGAAACAGCGGUGCUAACAAAAUUAAGCAUAUUAAUAUUAAUUUAAAAAAUGUGAAUAUAAAAUGUAUUAGGGUAGCAUACGGAAUAAAACAUUUUUUUUGUUCUUAUGAUACAAAUGAAAAGAGUUAUGAUGAUUUUGAAAUAAUAAAUAUUUCGAAAAAAUAUGGCACUUUAAGAAAUAGUAUUGUAAAUAUGAAUUUAAGAUAUAAUUUUUUAUACAAUUCCAAAAGAUUAUUAAAUAAUUAUAUGGCCAAUAAUACUAAUGCUAAUAAUAACACGUCAAGCAUGGUACUAAGUAAUAAUAAUAACAAUAUGAAUUUAAAUAGAGAUAAUCCAAAAUUAAAACAUUUACACUAUGGAAAAAAAAAAAAAAGUAUUUGUGAAAAUGAUUCAACUAAACAUGAAAAAUAUAAUUAUCUUAAUUUUAAUAUAAGUUAUAAAACAUUACGAAAAAAAUUAAUGUGUCUAAGACAUGUAAAUGCAAGCAAAAGAGAAGAAAGAGUACAUCGACCAAGGAAUGAAUUAAAACAACCAAAAGAAAAAGCGUUAACUAUAAAUGAUGACAAUUUAGUACAAACAUAUUCAAUAAAUUCUAAUUUUUCUAAUAUUGUUAGUGUCGACGGAUUAUCAUCCAUGAACUUUGAAAGUGUAUGUUCACAAAAAAGCCAAUAA